Molecule: messenger RNA, 2553 nt
Organism: Verticillium nonalfalfae
Lineage: Eukaryota; Fungi; Ascomycota; Sordariomycetes; Glomerellales; Plectosphaerellaceae
Exons: 3
Coding region: 1-2553 (850 amino acids)
Biological process (GO): glucan catabolic process
Molecular function (GO): beta-glucosidase activity
Source: RefSeq, a predicted model, not a curated record
AUGGACGUUGAAAGACUGAUUGAACAGCUCACUUUGGAGGAGAAAGUGCAGCUGACUGCUGGCACGGGUUGGUGGCACACAACAGCGAUCGAUCGUCUCUCUAUACCCUCGAUACGUCUAUCCGAUGGUCCCAAUGGCGUCCGUGGAACCCAUUUCUUCGACAGCACCCCCUCGGCAUGUCUGCCAUGCGGUACUGCCCUGGGCGCAACUUUUGACACAGACCUGGCGGAGCGUGUAGGCCACCUGCUUGCUGAGGAGGCGCAUGCCAAGGGAGCCCACGUUCUGCUUGGCCCGACAGUCAACAUCCAACGAGGGCCCCUUGGUGGCAGAGGUUUCGAGUCUUUCUCCGAAGACCCCGUGCUUUCCGGCAUCAUAGCAGGGCACUACGUCCGCGGUGUCCAGGCCUCUGGCGUAUCGGCGACGCUGAAGCACUUUGUUUGCAACGACAUGGAAAGUGAAAGGAUGGCAGUUGAUGUCCAGGUGACAGAGCGGGCUUUACGCGAGGUAUACCUCCUCCCAUUCAUGAUCGCCAUUGAAAUGGCAAAGCCAAGAGCGAUCAUGACGGCAUAUAACAAGAUCAACGGCAGCCACGCGCCCGAGAACCGCCGCCUGCUCCAAGAUAUCCUCCGCGAUGAGUGGAAGUGGGAUGGUCUCAUCAUGAGCGACUGGUACGGAACCUAUAGCACAUCCUCCGCAGUCACAACAGGGCAAGACCUCGAGAUGCCGGGCCCGAGCCGCUGGCGUGAAGAGGCUCUCGUUCACGCUGUUACGGCAAACAAGGUUAAGCGUCGAGACCUCGAUGAACGCGUACGAAAUAUUCUCAAGUUGAUCAAACACGCUGUCGAAAACACCACCAUUCCUACGAAUGCCCCCGAAAGCGAGGCAAAUACUCCCGAGCACGUGCAGCUGCUUCGCGAGGCGGCAGCAAAGUCCAUCGUUUUGCUGAAGAACGAGAGGAACAUCCUGCCCCUGAACCCAUCAAAGCGCAUUGCCGUGAUUGGACCCAAUGCCAACAUCGCUACAUAUUGCGGUGGCGGCAGCGCAUCACUUAGGGGAUACCGCACCGUGACUCCACUCGAAGGGAUUUGCAGUUUCGCAUCGAACGUUGAGUUUUCUCAGGGUGUCUACGGCCACCAGUCUCUGCCACUUCUUGGGAAGAGGCUCCGAACAGUCGAUGGUCAGCAUACCGGCUUCACACUUCGCGUGUAUAACGAGCCCAGACCGGACGGGGCGGAAGAUAAACGUGCAAUUCUGGAAGAACGACUUCUGGACGAUUCCAACAUGUGGUUUGUAGACUACGAGCAUCCUGACCUCAACAAAGUCUGGUACGCCGAGACAGAAGGCAUGUUGACUCCAGAGGUCUCUGGAGAGUGGGACUUUGGCCUCUCGGUUCACGGCACUGCACAACUCUUCAUCGACGGCAAGCUCGUUGUCUCCAAUGUGGAGAACCAGAAAGCCGGUGGAAGCUUUGCUGGCUGUGGCUCAGCUGAAGAGAUUGGAAGCGCCAACCUCGAGGCCGGCCAGAGUUACAGGAUUGUUGUGUGCUGGGGAAGCUCACUGACAUCUGAGCGCAAGGUGUCGGGCGUGGUAGACUUUGGUCAGGGCGGCCUCCGUUUCAGUGGUUGUCCCCGACUCGACACGUCUGCAGCGCUCCAGAAAGCUGUUGACCUGGCUAGGUCCGUUGACCAGGUAGUCGUCUGUGCAGGGCUGAGUGGAGAAUGGGAAUGCGAGGGACAGGAUCGUUCACACAUGGCUCUGCCUCCAGGAACCGAUGAUCUAAUCGCGGCAGUCGUCCAGGCGAAUCCCAAUACAGCAGUCAUCAUCCAGAGCGGCACGCCGGUUUCUAUGCCCUGGAUCGAGAGUGCUGGAGCUGUUAUGCAGGCUUGGUUCGGAGGCAACGAGGGGGGCAACGGUAUAGCCGAUAUUCUCUUUGGCGUUGUGAACCCGGCUGGCAAGCUGCCUCUUACUGUGCCCCGACGACUAGCAGACAACCCCAGCGCCUUGAGCUUCCGGUCUGACAACGGCCGAGUUCUCUACAGCGAGGAUGUAUAUGUUGGCUAUCGAUGGUACGACACUCUUGAUAUCGAUCCUCUCUUUGCUUUCGGCCACGGGCUUUCUUACACGUCCUUCGCCCUCUCUAACCUUGCCAUCUCCGAAUCAAACGAUGCAUCGAAAGGCAGCGACGCCCCGAACCUCAAAAUACGUGUGACUGUUCGAAACACUGGCUCAAGCUCUGGGUCUGAGGUUGUACAGAUCUACGUGAGGCCAUCCAUGCCCACACCUCUGACGGGUACAGCUGGCGACACCGUGACGCGACCAACUAAGGAGCUUAAAGGGUUCGCCAAAGUCCAGGUCGAAGCUGGCGAAAGCGCCAUUGCUGAGAUAAGCCUCGACUUUUUGCGAGCCACGAGCUACUGGAGCGAGAUGGACAACUGUUGGCGCAGUGACUCUGGGUCUUAUGUGAUACAGGCAGGGAACAGCAGUCGGGGCGUAUUCCUAGAGCAGGUGGUUGUAGCCCAGAAGACGAGGAGGUGGACUGGUCUGUGUGGGUAG